Molecule: messenger RNA, 1047 nt
Organism: Penicillium manginii
Lineage: Eukaryota; Fungi; Ascomycota; Eurotiomycetes; Eurotiales; Aspergillaceae
Product: tRNA (guanine(37)-N1)-methyltransferase
Exons: 2
Coding region: 1-1047 (348 amino acids)
Biological process (GO): tRNA N1-guanine methylation; mitochondrial tRNA methylation
Cellular component (GO): mitochondrial matrix; cytoplasm
Source: RefSeq, a predicted model, not a curated record
AUGAGCGCUAUUCUCCCCGAGCAGGAAAACGCAGAGGUCCCUCAGGGCUUCACGCAAGUGGGGCAUGUUUUACAUUUGAACCUCCGCGAACACUGGCUCCCAUUCAAGACCCUCAUCGCCGAGGUCCUCAAAGACAAAAAUCCCACCGUCCGAACCGUCAUCAACAAGACCGAAGAUGUCGGUUCGCACAGCCAAUUCCGCACAUUCCCCUUCGAACUCCUCGCCGGCGAGAACGACUUGAACGUUGUCCAGCAUGAACAAGACUGCGAAUUCCACUUCGACUACGCCCGCGUAUACUGGAACAGCCGCCUGGAGACCGAGCACCGCCGACUCGUGGAGAAGUUCCGACCUGGACAGAUGGUCUGCGAUGUUAUGGCUGGCGUUGGACCCUUCGCCGUGCCAGCCGGUAAGAAGAGAAUCUUCGUGUGGGCGAAUGAUUUGAACCCACACGGAUAUGAAGCUAUGACGGACGCUGUCCAGCGCAACAAGGUCAAGGACUUUGUCACACCGCACAACAUGGACGGACGGGAAUUUAUCCGCGAUUCAGCGAAACGCCUUCUCGAUGCCGAGCCCGUUACUGUUACGAUCCAGCCCAAGGGUGGACGAAGGGACAAGAAAAGAAAGGCAGACGGCAGCCAAGAGCCUCAGUCUCAGCCUCAGCCUCCAGCCCAGGUCUACAAGCGCCCCUCAGUUGUGGAUCAUUACGUGAUGAACCUUCCCGCGACAGCAAUUGAAUUCCUCGACGCUUUCCAGGGUGUUUACGCAGGACAGGAAUCCCAGUUUGCGCCUCACACGGAGCAAAAGCUGCCCAUGGUGCACGUGUACUGUUUCUCUGGACACUCGGAGAACGAGGUCGAUGACCAUGUGGACAUCUGCGAGCGCAUCUCCGAGCGUAUUGGGUAUACGAUCACACCGGAGGAUCGUGUGGAUGGAAGCGGGAAUGCGGCGAUUGAACUUGCCAUCUUUAAUGUGAGACUGGUUAGCCCGAAGAAGCAAAUGUUCUGCGCUAGUUUCCGGAUUCCGCCUGAGGCUGCUUUUCGGAAGUAG